AUGUUUGAACAAAUGCGACGAUUCAUCCAUUUUGCUGACUCAUCAAAAAUGCCACAGCGCGGUGCAAACGAUUAUGAUGUUUUGUACAAAAUUCGUCCACUCAUCAAACACUUCAAUGAACGGUUUGCAACGAUUCCGAAAGAACAAGAGAUGUCUGUUGAUGAACAAAUGUGUCGCACGAAAAUGAAGGCAUCAAAUAUCCGUCAAUAUAUGCCGAAAAAGCCACACAAAUGGGGGUUCAAACUGUUCGCAUUAUGUGAUUCAAAUGGAUUCUGCCAUGCAUUUGAAGUAUACACAGGUGCCAAAGACAAUGUUGUGCUUGAGAACGCUCCGGACCUUGGUGCUGCAUCAAACGUCGUUGUUCGAUUGACGCAAGGUGUGCCUGAUUUUGUGAAUCAAAUCAUCAACUGCGACAACUUCUUCAUGAAACCUGCGCUUGUGAUUUAUCUUCGGAGCCGCGGUAUACAUUCCUUGGGAACGGUACGAUGCAACCGCAUACCGAAUUGUAAGUUGCCAAACGAUGAAGCGAUGAAACGCAAAGAGCGUGGUUACAGUGAAGAAUAUGUUGCGAAUAUUCUUGGUUGCACCAUUUCUUCCGUUGUAUGGAAUGACACGAAAGCCGUGCGACUGCUGUCUUCAUACGUUGGCGUUUUGCCAUUCAAAGAUGAAUUCGAUCGUCGACGAAAACUAAACAAAGUCAGUCGUUGGGAUAAAUUAUCCAAAACACGGAAAGAGAUCGAUUGCCCACGCUUGAUUACCGCAUACAACGCACACAUGGGUGGUGUCGAUUUGAUGGAUGGACUGAUUGGCCGUUAUUUCAUACGAAUGCGAACGAAGAAGUGGACAAAUCGACUAUUUCACCACCUCAUCGACGUUGCUUUGGUGAAUUCGCAUUUUCUGUAUCAACGAGUGAUACGCGAAAGCAAAAUAGAAUUGCCUGAUUUCCGGAGUCAAGUUGCCGAAGUGAUGUGUGGUAUGGGAAAAGGCGCCCCGAAGCGUCCAGGCCGACCAUCAACCAAAGAAGAGCCAAUUCCGAAAAAGACACAGAAGAGAGCAUACCUUCCAGCAGAUGAAGUUCGGUUCGAUGAAGUGGGUCAUUGGUGUCGUUUUUUGGAUCGAGACGGCAAAAAGACGUGCAAAUUUCCGGGUUGCAAAUCCGAAACACAAGAGGAAAUUAUACAAAUCGUACAAGAAGCGGUGCAAAACGCGGUGCAAAACAUGGUGCAAGAAGCGGUGCAAGAAGCGAUGGCUCCAUUGCUUAAGCGGAUUGUUGCGAUUGAAAAUCAUUUGGGAAUCGGCGAUACAAG
Sitodiplosis mosellana (orange wheat blossom midge) is the source of this 1307-nucleotide messenger RNA. RefSeq names its product piggyBac transposable element-derived protein 1-like. The transcript has 3 exons. The annotation marks the transcript as partial. NCBI's taxonomy places the organism in Eukaryota, Metazoa, Arthropoda, Insecta, Diptera, Cecidomyiidae. The record is from RefSeq and is a predicted model, not a curated record.